Messenger RNA from Gymnogyps californianus (California condor), 2930 nucleotides. It is a transcript of the gene TBCEL, whose product is annotated as tubulin folding cofactor E like. Gene Ontology annotation, molecular function: alpha-tubulin binding. Bases 78 to 1352 code for a protein of 424 amino acids. The record is from RefSeq and is a predicted model, not a curated record. The transcript is spliced from 8 exons. NCBI's taxonomy places the organism in Eukaryota, Metazoa, Chordata, Aves, Accipitriformes, Cathartidae. Gene Ontology annotation, biological process: protein folding.
UUAGAAAGCAGUGUCUGUCUGUCCUACAGUACUGAGCUCCCAAACCACCCUGGAACCAAGAAGUCCAAGAACGGAGCAUGGACCAGCCCAGUGGAAGAAGUUUCAUGCAAGUUCUUUGUGAGAAAUACAGCCCUGAGAACUUCCCAUAUCGUCGUGGACCUGGUAUGGGGGUGCAUGUCCCAGCAACUCCACAGGGUUCACCUAUGAAAGAUCGCCUCAACCUUCCGAGCGUGCUGGUGCUGAACAGCUGUGGCAUAACCUGUGCAGGGGAUGAGAAUGAAAUUGCCGCCUUCUGUGCUCAUGUAUCUGAGCUAGAUCUUUCUGACAAUAAAUUGGAAGACUGGCAUGAGGUCAGUAAAAUUGUGUCCAACGUUCCCCACUUGGAGUUUCUAAACUUGAGUUCCAACCCUCUCAGUUUGUCCGUUUUAGAGAGAAGGUGUGCUGGGUCUUUCGCUGGUGUUCGCAAACUUGUGCUCAACAACAGCAAAGCUUCCUGGGAAACAGUCCACACAAUCCUGCAGGAAUUACCAGACUUGGAGGAGCUUUUCCUGUGCCUUAACGACUAUGAAACAGUGUCUUGUUCUCCGGUUUGCUGUCAGUCUCUCAAAUUACUCCACAUAACUGACAAUAAUCUUCAAGACUGGACUGAAAUUCGAAAAUUGGGAAUUAUGUUUCCAUCACUGGACACACUUAUUCUGGCUAACAACAACCUCACGACCAUUGAAGAGUCAGAAGAUUCCCUAGCAAGGCUGUUCCCCAACCUGCGAUCCAUUAAUUUGCACAAGUCAGGUCUGCAUUGCUGGGAAGACAUUGACAAGUUAAAUUCUUUUCCCAAGCUCGAGGAAGUGAAAUUGCUAGGAAUCCCUUUGCUGCAGUCCUACACCACUGAGGAACGCAGGAAGCUGCUAAUAGCCAGGUUGCCAUCUAUCGUCAAGCUCAAUGGAAGCAUCGUUGCCGAUGGGGAGCGAGAGGACUCGGAGCGAUUCUUCAUCCGAUAUUACAUGGAGUUCCCAGAGGAGGAAGUCCCAUUCAGGUAUCACGAGCUGGUCACAAAGUAUGGGAAGCUGGAGCCCUUGGCAGUCGUGGAUCUUCGGCCACAGAGCAGCGUGAAGGUGGAGGUUCACUUCCAGGAUAAGGUGGAAGAGAUGUCGAUCCGUCUCGAUCAGACUGUGGCAGAAUUGAAGAAGCACUUAAAAACUGUAGUGCAGUUGUCAACAAGCAACAUGCUGCUCUUCUACUUGGACCAGGAAGCUCCUUUUGGUCCCGAGGAGAUGAAAUACAGCUCGCGAGCACUGCAUUCUUAUGGCAUUCGGGAUGGAGAUAAAAUUUAUGUGGAGCCCAGAAUGAAAUAGCCUCUUUUGACCUUGUGAGUGCACGUACGUGCACACACGUGACCCCACACACCCACACACAUGCAUUAAGGAGUUUUUGCAAGGUUUUUAUUUCAGUUGGUUGGUUGAGGUUUGGUUGCGUUUCUGUAGCAGGUAAUUUCUUAGCCCGGAGGAAGUGCCCUGAUCUGAGAAGCGUGCCCGCCAUCCACUGCAGGUGACCUUGAGGUGACAAUUGACUUCAGUGCGUGUGUUUCAGUGUGUGCGAUACCUUGAUGUUUUCUUCGAUGCUCCGGUAUACUCGUGAUUUGGCAUGAAUGGUCAGUUGUCCAAGCUAAAGAAUGCUAGGGUCGGUAAGGGAGAAGAUGGCUCAGUGCAGAAUUUGACCUGUUUUUUUCUUUUUCUAAAUUUUGGGGGUUUUGGCUCCACCAGAGCGCCCUUUGGCCUAGCUAUCUGACUGUGGCUCGAGCUUGCUGAAGUAUUUUUUUUGCAACUGGGUGCUGUCUCAACCUUUUGUUGCGCUCGAGUUCACUGAAAAGAUCUAAAACAGUAUUCCGCUUGAUUCAGAGCUCAGGUACUUCGUGCAUCCACUUAACUCCACUGGUUUGGUUUGUAUGAGUGCACAAAACGGGGGAAAGAAAGAGACCUUAUUAGAAAGAAACAAUUUAUUUUCAAAACGCAUGCUCUAUAUCCACGCUGUCCUAUUCUGAUUUUUGGGGGAAAAAAAAAAGUUUUGAUUUCUGUACCCACCUCACACAGUGUCUGCAACCUGCAGCACUGGCAGUCUGGAGGCAAAGGGACCCUUGCUGUGUGCGUUGCAAAGUGAAUUUUGAAAGGCGGUGGAUGGGCGUUGUGUUGGAAGGGCUUUUAGAGUAACAAGUCAAAAAGGGGUUGAAGAGCAGAUUCCCCCAUUGGCCAUGAUUCAUCCCCGCGAUGCUGAAGAGAUCCUCCAGUAUGCACUUAACCUUGUACCAGUUGGUACUGAAAGUGGACUGGCUAAAAUUGCUCUCCUGGGAGAGAGUAAGAGUAAAGUUGAAGUUCGUGUUUGUUGCUGUUGCACCAGAAAUGAAACCUAGCACUUUCCCCGGGGGCCCCUGGCUGUGGGGUCCCAGCUUAGGGUCCAAACUAGGAGAAUGUGUUGGCUCGGAUCAGUUUCUAGAAGAUGAGUAACAAAGCAACUAGACUCACGUUUAAUGUAAAGCAGGUUUUCACUAUCUAUAUUGGCUUCCCCCCACAUGCACGUCGUAGGCAUUGCGUGCUGCUGCUUAAAUUAGCCUCCGUUUUCUACUGCAGAGCAGAUUCCCUUUCUUGUGCGAUGAAAUCCUUCUUCCUUAUCUUUUGUUUCGCUUUCCUGUGUCUUCCCUUGUUCCUCUGUCCCCCUGACAAGUUGAAGACUUUUCAAAUUACCUAGUUAUAAGCAGCUGCAUAAAAGUUUUUGAAGCUGUGCAGUGAGGGCUCUAGUUACACAUGAACUUCUGACCUUAAUUUUGAAAUGCUCUCUUAUCCUCACGUGCACUUUCUUUCCCAUGAUGCUUUUGUCCACAUCACCAAGCUCCUUUUAUAUUCUUGGAGUUGUGUAUUUCUCUUUGUAUUUUACCUAGA